UAGGUGCGGGAGGAGUUUCAGCUGCGAGAACCACGGUCCAGGAGGUCUGGAGUAGCAUGGCCCGGAAAAGCGCCUUCUCUGCCGGCGCGCUCUGGCUCUGGAGCAUCCUCCCGUGCCUGCUGGUGUUGCGAGCGGAGGUCGGGCAGCAGCCGGAGGAAAGCCUGUACCUGUGGAUCGACGCUCACCAGGCGAGAGUGCUUAUAGGACUUGAAGAAGAUAUCUUGAUUGUUUCAGAGGGGAAAAUGGCCCCCUUUACACAUGAUUUCAGAAGAGCACAGCAGAGAAUGCCAGCUAUUCCUGUCAAUAUCCAUUCUAUGAAUUUCACCUGGCAAGCUGCAGGGCAGGCAGAAUACUUCUAUGAAUUCCUGUCCUUGCGCUCCUUGGAUAAAGGCAUCAUGGCAGACCCAACCGUCAAUGUCCCUCUUCUGGGAACAGUGCCUCACAAGGCAUCAGUUGUUCAAGUUGGCUUCCCAUGUCUCGGCAAACAAGAUGGAGUGGCAGCAUUUGAAGUGAACGUGAUUGUCCUGAAUUCUGAAGGCAACACCAUCUUGCAGACACCUCAAAAUGCCAUCUUCUUUAAGACCUGUCAACAAGCUGAGUGCCCAGGAGGAUGCAGAAAUGGAGGCUUCUGUAAUGAAAGACGGGUCUGCGAAUGUCCUGAUGGAUUCUACGGCCCUCACUGUGAGAAAGUCCUUUGCUCACCACGAUGCAUGAAUGGCGGGCUAUGUGUUACUCCCGGUUUCUGCAUCUGUCCACCUGGAUUCUAUGGAGUCAAUUGCGAUAAAGCAAAUUGCUCAGCCACCUGCUUUAACGGAGGGACCUGUUUCUACCCUGGAAAGUGUAUUUGCCCUCCAGGACUAGAGGGAGAACAGUGUGAAACAAGCAAAUGCCCACAGCCCUGUCGAAAUGGAGGCAAAUGCAUUGGUAAAAACAAAUGCAAGUGUUCCAAGGGUUACCAAGGAGACCUCUGUUCAAAGCCUGUCUGCAAACCCGGCUGCGGCACACAUGGAACCUGCCACGAACCCAACAAAUGCCAGUGUCAGGAAGGCUGGCAUGGGAGACACUGCAAUAAAAGGUAUGGAGCCAGCCUCCUGCAUGCCCUGAGGCCAGCAGGCGCCCAGCUCAGGCAGCACACGCCUUCAGUUAAAAAGGCCGAGGAGCGGCAGGACCCACCUGAAUCCAAUUACAUCUGGUGA
Molecule: messenger RNA, 1196 nt
Organism: Budorcas taxicolor (takin)
Lineage: Eukaryota; Metazoa; Chordata; Mammalia; Artiodactyla; Bovidae
Gene: WIF1
Product: WNT inhibitory factor 1
Exons: 10
Coding region: 57-1196 (379 amino acids)
Biological process (GO): anatomical structure development
Cellular component (GO): extracellular region; cell surface
Molecular function (GO): signaling receptor binding
Source: RefSeq, a predicted model, not a curated record